AACACACAACGGAACAAGACGUUCGAGCUCGCUUUGCUUUCACCGACCGACCGUCUCUGCCGAGUUGCUGAGCCUGCCUGCCUUGGAUCUAAUCUCUCACCGAAGUGAGCUGUGCAGUGGCGCACGACAUCUGCGGGAUUUUGGCAUCAUGUCUCGGGCUGCAGACCGACUGAGGGUCGUGCUGAACCAUCUGGAGAGUCCCGGACACGGAGCUAUCGGGGCAUCCUUCACCUCUGGGCAGCAGAAUGUGUCUUAUCACCAUCCACAAGCGCUCAGGUACACGUUUGAUAGUGACCUGCUGAGUCCAGAGCAGAGGAUUGCGUAUGAGGAGGACGGCUUCAUCCUUAUCAAGAACCUGGUGUCAGAGGAGGACAUCGACCGCUUCAGGACUGAAUUUGAGCGUAUCUGCAAGCGUGAGGUUGCGGUGCCCGGCCUGGUUGUUAUGCGGGACGUGGCCAUCGCCAAGUCAGAGUUCAUGCCGGACCAGAAGGCUGUGUCUAAACUGCAGGACUUUGUGGAGGACCCAGAACUGUUCAGAUACUGCGCACUACCAGAGAUCCUGAAGUAUGUGGAGUGUUUUACUGGGCCGAAUAUCAUGGCCAUGCACACCAUGCUGAUCAACAAACCCCCAGACGCAGGUAAGAAGACGUCUCGCCACCCAAUGCAUCAGGACCUCCACUACUUCCCCUUCCGGCCAGCUGAUCGCAUCGUGUGCUCCUGGACCGCUAUGGAGAGAGUGACGCGGCAGAACGGGUGUCUAGUGGUGAUACCCGGCACACACAAGGGAACACUACUGGAACACGACUACCCAGAGUGGGAGGGUGGUGUAAAUAAGAUGUAUCACGGUGUGCGUAAUUACGACUCCAGCCUCCCGCGUGUUCACCUGGAGAUGGAGAAAGGAGACACAGUGUUCUUCCACCCCAUCCUCAUCCACGGAUCAGGCAUGAACCAGACACAAGGCUUCCGCAAGGCUAUCUCGUGCCACUAUGCGAGUGCGGACUGCUACUACAUCGACGUGGAGGGCACGACGCAGGAGAACAUCGCCAAGGAGGUGCACGAGAUCGCCGAGAAGAAAUACGGAGUCGACGACAGUGUCACCUUCGCGGACACCUGGGCCCUGAGAGGUCGUCUGGUCCAAGGGGAGAGAACUUCCCUUUAAGAAGAGCCCGCCCACCUCAAGACCCUCCCCUCCAAUCACAGAGCACCUUUCUGCUGAAUGACAGCCACUCAAUCCAAUAGUGCUUUAUUACUCUAACUGCCAUGUGUGCUUUUUUAACCCUUUCAUGUCCCGACAUGCUGCUCCCACACCACACCCCACCACACCAGAACAAGGUCCCUCCCCCUAGGCCAUGGAAACAGGAAGUGAACACAGGGGGGCCUGAAUCCAAAAUGCUGACAUGCUCACUGCAUGGUGUGCUCCAUAGUGCACAGUUUAACUCACAAUUACAUUACAGUAUGGUACGUAACUUACAGAAAUUGCACAGUGUAACUCACAACAAAGGCACAAUGUAUUAGUGCCCAGUGUAUCCAACAGUGCAUAGUGUGUAACGAAUGCAAACUAGCAGAGUUCGGUGAUGGAAUGUUAGUAA
Engraulis encrasicolus (European anchovy) is the source of this 1589-nucleotide messenger RNA. Its product is annotated as phytanoyl-CoA dioxygenase, peroxisomal-like. Bases 149 to 1159 code for a protein of 336 amino acids. Gene Ontology annotation, biological process: fatty acid alpha-oxidation. Lineage: Eukaryota; Metazoa; Chordata; Actinopteri; Clupeiformes; Engraulidae. The transcript has 9 exons. Gene Ontology annotation, molecular function: phytanoyl-CoA dioxygenase activity. The record is from RefSeq and is a predicted model, not a curated record.